AUGAAUUCAAUAACAUUUAAAUGGGAAAAUAGUUCAGAAGUUUAAACGAUACAAAUAUAAGGAAUCAAAAUAUAAGUAAGAGACCUAAGAAUAAAAAUUGAAUAAAUGUUCAACUCUAAAAAAGAUGAUAUCCAAAUGUUAUAUGAAAAUAAGAUUUUGAAUAUUAGUGAUGAAAUUAGAAACAAACAAAUGAUAAUAUUAAUUAGAAUUCCAAAAAGAAGAAAUAUUUGUCUUUCCUGUUUCUCUAAAGAUUUAGAGAUUUUAACUCCUUGUUGUUAAAAAUCUAUAUGCUCUACUUGUGAGAAUAUAUUUUGUCAGAAAUCCAAAUGUUUCUUUAAUAUCAAUUCAUAAUGUCAUUAUAAAUACACUGAAUCAUUUCAAACAUUUGUACCAGAGCCUUCCUGUAAUGAAUUUAUUACAUUCAAUUCUGUCUUCUACCUUAUGAAAUCAAACAAAAAUAAUUUAGCUCAUGCUAAAAGAUUCUCUGUUUGGACAGUCAAAGAAAUUACAUACUUGAAAUUAGCUUAAGAAUGUAAUAUUCCUGCAAAUGUUAUAUUGAUUUUUAUUAAUAAUGAUGAAUUAGUUGGUUGUGCUAAAAUGAUCAAUCAACUUGUCGUAUAUGAUUAAUAAUUCCCAAAACUUAAGACUUUUAAAAUUCAAUGGCUAAGAAAAUAGCCAUCCAUUAAAACUAUAUAUGAUUUUCCAUCUCUUGAAUUAUAUGAGGGAUUUAAAAUUCAACAUGGUAUUGCAAAAGCCAUAUGUCAAUCCUUUCCAAUUGGAUAAAUGUAAAUUGAAGUUAAAUAACAAUAAUCAAGUACAGCUGAUGAAUGGGAUCUUGAUGAAAUAUUGAAAGAUCAAGAAGAAACUAUAAAAAAAGAUGAAUAAAUAUAACCAAUUAUAAUUAAGACUUCUGAUUUUUGUUAACAUAAAUAAGAAGUUAAAGAAAUAAGUAAGUAAGAAGAUAAAGAGACAACUAAAUAAGAAGAUGAUACUAAGAAUACUAAUCUAAAUAUUGUUUAGAUUAUAUAGACAACAUAAGAAUUAUUUAAUAAGAUUAACAAUGGAAAAAUACCAGGGAUUAAAGGUGAUACUAAAUAUACUCAUCCAAUUGUAAAAUAAUUAUGUUAUAAUCUUCUUUCAAAUACACUUUUAAACAAUAAUAAUAAUAAUAAAAAUUAAUUAAAAAAAAGAAAAUAUUCUAGAAGUAGUUCCAGUAGUUCAAGUAGUUCCAAUAGUUCAAGUAGUUCUAGUAAUGAGUCUUUUAUAUCAACAUCAAAAAAAAGAAAAUUGUUUAGUAAUAAAUAAAGUAAAUUAAAAAAAGAAUUAAACUUAAAAAAAGAGAAAAAAUAAGAGAAAUGGAGAAGCAAUAACAAAUAUACAUUUUAUGAAGACAAAUUAAAAAACAAAAAAGAUUUAUAAGCAUCAAAAAAUUAAGAGCAAUAAUCAUAACAUGAUAAAUCUAGAAAUAAAUCAAGAAAAUGA
Paramecium pentaurelia is the source of this 1482-nucleotide messenger RNA. NCBI's taxonomy places the organism in Eukaryota, Ciliophora, Oligohymenophorea, Peniculida, Parameciidae. The record is from the annotation of a GenBank genome assembly.